UUACACAUUUUUGUUAAAUAUUGAGCUUUUUACAAAAUUAGAAAUGUAUCGCUGAUCCAUCCAAAUUGAUAUUCAAGCGGUAAACUAGUUAGCGCUAUGUGGUCGAACCCGCGAGCACCACUCAAUCCAGAAACCAAAAUAGGUUUUGUCGACAACCUAUAGUUUACUUAAUAAUUCCUGUUUAUCUCUCUCCGAAGAAGAGAUGAUAAAAUCUGUAGGUAUAAUAUAUUGAUGCAACUUCAAUUUUUUUGGCUCACAGCCAAAAACAAUAAAUUAAAAUCAAAAUUAUGCUACGUAUACCACUUCUGAUAGGUACAUCCCCGCGACCUCCACUCCAGAAACCAGAAUUUAAAUAAGAUAUACGUACUGAAAACUGGUCGCGUAACUUGUGGCGUCAACGGGAAUGUUAGGAACUCCGUGUGCUUUCGGCUGUCAGUACUUAGCAGUCAGUCUAGCUGCCACCUAGAGUGAGAAUUUACAUGGACUCAGUGGCAUUAAUACGGCUAACUAUAGUAUAAUUUUUCAAGAAUACAGAAUACAAUUUCGGAACAUUACCUAUAGUAAUUUAUUUUUAUUUUUAAAUAAAACUGAUUCAACGGCGUUCGCGAUGGACCAACGAUCCACAGUUUCGACAGAGCUGAAUUCAAAGAAAAUCAAUAUCAAAGGUUUCGAGAUAAACUACAUGAAAGUUGGAAACGGACCACAUAAAUUGUUGAUAUUUCCUGGAGUACUGGGUGUAGUUCGUAGUUUUGGACCGCUGACGGAAAACCUCAAUGGAGAAAAUUAUACGAUAUACGUAUGGGACCCUCCAGGUUACGGUUUAAGUCGACCACCGAACAGAGAUUUUUCACCGGGGUUUUUAGAUCGCGACGCAGAUUGCGCCAUUGCACUUAUGGAGGCGUUGGGAAUCAACAGGUAUUCGAUGUUGGGCUGGUGCAACGGUGGGUGCACCGCGAUGAUAGCAGCGUCCAGGGCCGCAGAUCGGGUCGAUAAGCUGGUGGUGUGGAGCUGCAACGCUUAUGUCACGGCCAAAGACCUCGAACUCUACAAGAUGACACGUGACGUCCAUGGCUGGCCCGAAGGGAGGAGAAUUACACAAUUCAAAGCGUACGGCGAGAAGUACGUGACGGACACUUGGUCCGGGUGGAUAGACGCGUUCCAGAAAAUUCUCGACGAGGACGACGGAGACGUGUGCCGCGAUGCACUGGCCAAGAUAAACGCACCCACGCUCAUCCUGCACGGUGCAAAAGAUGAUUUCAUACCGGUCGAGCACGGUGUAUAUCUGCAAGAAAACAUAAAGCGAUCGACGUGCCUACCAUUAUAUACUCAUCUGUACGGGAAAUUAUUUUUAUUCUAUUUUAAAAGAUUCUGAUGUAUUUGUUAAUGUCCAAAAGAAAUAAAAACUAUUAUGGCAGUAUGGCCUAUAUACCACUAUCCAUCACUAACUUAAGGAGUUGUGAAGGUAGUAAAGUUGUAUUUUAUUAGGAAAAAGCAAAGAUAGGCAUUAACUACUUAACUAGUUAGUUUAUUUUCUAAUCAACUUAUGAACUUAACUAGUUAAAUUUAUAGUUGAAA
Molecule: messenger RNA, 1575 nt
Organism: Acyrthosiphon pisum (pea aphid)
Lineage: Eukaryota; Metazoa; Arthropoda; Insecta; Hemiptera; Aphididae
Product: valacyclovir hydrolase-like
Exons: 5
Coding region: 608-1372 (254 amino acids)
Molecular function (GO): serine hydrolase activity
Source: RefSeq, a predicted model, not a curated record